CAGCGCCACCUAGUGACGUUCGGUUUAUUUAUUUCAUGGAAAAGGAACAAAAUUAUGAUUUUUACCACAAUUAUGACCAUGAUUACUUUAAAUUAUUAUUUAUUUUAACAUUUUCUGUUGAAUUAGUCAGCAAACACAUUUCUAAACGAAAUUAUUCAUAUAGUCAUCUAGUUUAGAGAUUAUGAAGUAUUUUAGAUCAUAACCAUACAUUUUACUUUCAUUCUUGGUGUUUUAUUUGUUUACAACGAAAUUCAUGAUAAACAUAAACAGAAAAUGAGUGUUAAAGGUAAAUCAAAGGCUAGUAAAAAGCGUACGCAGUCACAGAGUGAUUCCGGUAGUGAUAGUGAGCAUGAAUUGUUUCACUAUCGUAAUGAUCGUGUUCGACUCAUGAAAGAAGUCUUAAAAAUCUUGAAAUUGAAGAAAAUCAAAGCUCUUGCACCACCUGCAAUAAAGAAGAUGGAUAUGGAAGAAAUCAACACACUGCUGCUAGAAGAACUCCUUGGCAUCUCCAAUAAAAGACUGAAGAAGAUAUUUGAAGGACAAAAUGCAGAUGAUGAAAGCAGUUCAUCAGAUGAAGACAAAAUAGAUAUUAUUUCACUGGAUAGUAUAUCAGAUGAUGAGAUUUGUUUUGUUGAUGAAACAAAAGAAGAUCCAAAGAUGAUGAGGAAAUGCCGCCGCCGGAAACACAAAAUUAAACAUGAAGAUGACCAUGAGAAUGGUACAAAAAUCAAAACAGAAGUUAAAGUUGAGAAAGAUAAAGAAAAACCAGAGAAAAACAAGAGUAAACCUGAGAAAUCAUCUGGGUUAGAAAAUGAUAAACUUCUUAGUGUGUUGGAAUUGUUAGAGUUACAAGCACGAGCAAGAGCAAUCAGAUCACAACUUGUUUUGGAAGCAGAUAAGAAAGCUAGGGAAGCAGCUGAGAAAGCAGUAGCAGCAUUUCAAAACUUGGAUGAUACAGAUGAUGAAGCUAUUUUUAUUGAAACACCGGCGAUAAAUGAGAUUAUUAUCAGUAGUAGUGAUUCUGAAGCAGAAGAAAACUGUAAAAAUGAAGAUUCUGUGACAGAAACAUUGAAAAAUCAAAAUGUAGACUCAGAUACAAGCAAAAAACUACAAGAAAAUGAUGAAAAUAUUAAUAAAAACGAAGAAUCACCGUUAGAAAAGAAGAAAACGCAGAAAAUUAAACUGAUUAGGAACAUUUUAGUUGAGCCCUGUUCAUCUUCAACUUCAACUGAUGCAACUGCUAAGAAUUUAGUUAAUUUAAGUGAAAUACCACUUCCAGAAGUUAAUACUUCCUCAACCUCUGAAACAACUGAUAAAGUUAAUGAUGAGAAACAUGAAGAAAGUGAAAAUAUCGAAGAAAAACCAAAGGUUGACACAAUAUCUGAUAAUAUUGUGCAUGAUGCGGCGAAAAAUAAGAAUAUAACCACACAGAAACUGUCAAAUGAUGACAACGAGAAUGAAGACGAUGUAAUACGAUUAGAUGUGGUCGAAAUUGACGGGAUAGAUGACUAAAAGCUGGUAAAAUGUUAAAAAUGAUAUAAAUAUUAAAUACAAUCAACAUA
Messenger RNA from Dalotia coriaria, 1562 nucleotides. RefSeq lists its product as uncharacterized. The record is from RefSeq and is a predicted model, not a curated record. Gene Ontology annotation, biological process: regulation of apoptotic process. NCBI's taxonomy places the organism in Eukaryota, Metazoa, Arthropoda, Insecta, Coleoptera, Staphylinidae. The coding region runs from base 274 to 1512 and encodes 412 amino acids. The transcript is spliced from 2 exons.